AUGGUGCCAAAUCCCAGGUGUGUGGAGGAUCCGGAUCAGGUGAAGCAAGAAGUGGUUAGGCAUUUCAGUCAGCUGUUCUCAGAGAAUUGGAAAAUUAGGCCAAAAAUUCUGGACCCUUUUGCUGUUAUUAACUCUGUGGAUGCUGUUACUCUGGAAGCUGUUUUCUCUAAAGAGGAGGUAUGGGAAGCAGUGCAAGACUGUGAUGGGAACAAAGCCCCAGGUCCAGAUGGUUUUAACCUUAAUUGUAUUCAGAGGUGUUGGCCUAUAUUGAAAGGGGAGAUCUUAAGUAUGGUGAAUGAAUUUCACCAAAAUGGCAAGCCAUCUAGAGGGGUUAACAGCUCUUUCAUAGUUCCUAUUCCUAAGAAGGAAAAUCCCAUAGGCUUGGGGGAUUAUAGACCUAUCAGCUUGGUGAACUCUGUCUAUAAAAUUUUAGCAAAAGUGCUUUCAAGGAGGCUUAGGAGAGUGUUACCAUCUGUGAUUAAUGAGGUUCAGUCUGCUUUUGUGAGUGGUAGGCAAAUCUUAGAUGGUGUGCUAAUAGCAAAUGAAGUUGUAGAUGCAUGGAAAAGAUCAAAAAAGAGAGGCAUAAUUCUAAAAUUGGAUUUUGAAAAAGCUUAUGACUCACUCAAUUGGGAAUUUUUGUGGUCGAUGAUGAAUAAUUUGGGAUUUGCCAGGGUUUCUGUGUUGGUUAAUGGCUCACCUACAGAGGAAUUCCAGCCACAGAAGGGGCUAAGGCAGGGUGACCCCCUUUCACCUCUUUUGUUUAUAAUUGCAGCGGAAUCUCUCAACCUUUUAUUAGCAAGGGCAGUAGAGAAGGGCUUGUUUAGAGGAGCCUUAGUUGGUGGUAAUGGUUUGCGCAUCUCUCAUCUCCAGUUUGCAGAUGACACUAUAGUGUUUUGUGAAGGAGAUCAGGAGGAGGUGCUCAACAUUAAAAGGGUGUUGAGGUGCUUUGCAGUGAUGUCUGGAUUAAAAAUAAAUUACCAUAAGAGUGCUGUAUGCGGAGUGGGUUUCCAAGAAGAUGAAAUUGUGGGUUUAGCCCAAAGAUUGAAUUGUCUAUCAAAGAAAUUACCUUUUAACUUUUUAGGACUGCCUCUAGGGGCCAAUCCUAAGAGGAAGAGCACUUGGAACCCCAUACUGGAUAAGUGGGGUGGAUCUAAGGCUGGGAGGAGUGUUCACUUGGUUAAUUGGGGUGAGGUUACUAAGAAUAAAAAUCAAGGGGGUUUGGGUGUGAGAGAUUUGGGUGAGGUGAAUGAUUGUAUGUUGUUAAAAUGGUGGUGGAGAUUUGGUGCAAAGGAUAAAGCUUUGUGGAAAUCAGUAGUAUGCUCUAGGUAUGUUCGUUUCGGAGGGGGUUGGGUACCAACUUUGCACAACACUGAUGGGGCGUCGGCAGUGUGGAAGGAUAUAGUGCAGCUCAAUUCACUUAACCAGUCUUUGGGUGUGUUUUAUAACCAGAAUUUAAGGCUAUCAGUGGGAAAUGGAAGGAGGAUUCAGUUUUGGACAGAUGCUUGGCUUAAUGGUAGAGGUUUGAAUGAGGAGUUUCCCAGAUUAUUCAGUCCAUCCACUGAGAAGGAAGAAUCCUUACAGCAAAUUAGUGCCAAGAAGAGCCUUGGGGUGUGGCAGCUCCAAUUCAGAAGAAGGCUGCUGGCAUGGGAGGAAAAGGAGCUGCAGAGGUUGUAUGUCGUUCUGGAAUCAGCGCCUGAGCUUAGAGUGGAAGCUGAAGACUCUUGUUCUUGGCUUACAUCAAAGUCUGGUAAGUUCUCUGUAUCAUCAGUGUGGAGUUGGUGGGUUGUAAAUAAAGGUCCUGGAUUGAGGGUGCCAGCUGGGGUCUGGGCAAGUCUGGCUCCUCCAAAGAUGCAGUUUCUCUGCUGGCUUGCUUGGAGAGGACGAGUUAAGACAUCUUCCUUCCUCCAACGGAUUGGGAUUCUACCUCCCAAUGCACAGAUCCAGUGUGUGUUUUGUCAAUCUGCGGAGGAGUCUUUGGAGCAUGUGUUGCUGUUUGCCCUCUGGUUUGGAGGUGCUGGGCAGCCAUGGCUAGCUGGUGGGAUCAGAAUUUGGUCAUCCCUGGUUCUGUUGAGGGUCUGCUCCAAUGGUGGUCUGGGG
Molecule: messenger RNA, 2097 nt
Organism: Camellia sinensis
Lineage: Eukaryota; Viridiplantae; Streptophyta; Magnoliopsida; Ericales; Theaceae
Source: RefSeq, a predicted model, not a curated record